AUGCUCUCAUUUUUUCUACAUCCACCAACUGCGACGUGUUAUUCAUCUAUGAGUUAUGAGCGAGAUCCUCGUGAGUUUUGUAAGCGCGCUCCAUUGAUAAAUCAAGCGGUAAUCGAAGAAAUUCAAAUUUUUUGCAGCAUCUAGUAGGCAGCACCAACAUCAACAGAAGAAUAAAUGCUAUAGUUGUAUGUCGAGAUAUUAUGGUGUGACGUGGGAUUAUUUGGGAUAUUCGAGGAUUUAUGAAACACCUAAAAUAUUUACUGAUCAUUGCAGGUUAGACUAAGUUUUGAUAUUCAGGCCAGAAUUCGGGCUCACAAAGUUCAGGCUUGAAUUUUCUGAAUCUGAUAAAAAUAGAUUUCCGGGAUCAAAAUUUUGAAUAUAUGAUUUUUUAAUCCUAUUUUCUUUUGUCAUAUGUCUGGAUUUUUAUCAUGAGGUGAGGUGAUUUUAUGACGUGGAAAAUGAUGUCUUUUUUCGAGAUUUCAGAUUUUUAUGAGAAUAUUCGAUCCCAAAAAAAAGACCUCAAAACUUUGCCACGUCAUAAACCAUAUUCAGAACCUGGAACUCUUGGCCUCCAAUCUUAAAGAUCUGCUAACUACCUAUUCUGAAAUUUGUUUUUCAGAGAUCCAACAUCUCGCGGAGCCGAUGUUCCUUUCAUUGAAUGCAAAGAUCAAUCAAAUUGUGUGACAAUGGUUGAAGAUAUAAAAGCUGGUUCGUACUUUUCUCAUCAAUUUCAUUGGGCCAAUUUUCAGCCGAACUUUUUUUUCAAUUUCAAAACGCCUUUCCUUUGUUCUGUUCUCAUCUAAUUUAAAAACCGCAAAUGUCAAAAAUCGUCUUGAAAUGUGUCAAUCAUCCAACACCUGUGUUACAAUUUAUCUUUGGAGCAACAAAAAAAGUUUUUGUUUUUUUUUGAGCUCACGAAAAAAAUCUGAGGGACAUGGAAAAUUGGCUGUAUCUUGUGGCUGGCUGAUAGAAUUUCCUGAGAAAUAAGGAAAAAGGCGUUUGUGAAGAAGAGUUUCAGGGGAAAGAAAGGGAUACAGUAGAAAAUAAAUAUUGGGGGGAUUUGGAAUUUGAAAUUCAAAAUUGAUGAUUUCAGGCGUUGGCAACAAGGGAUUUAUACGUGGAUGUUUUAGCAACAUUUUUUUGUACGGUUUCAACAGAACAGGUGAGUUAGAAAUUUGAGCUACAGUACUACAGGUUACUGUAGACAAAUCAGGAUUUGAAAUUAAGACUCUAAAAAUUCUGAGAUCAAAAUUUCUCGGAGAUUUUGAAUAUUCAGAUUGUGUUGUCACUCGCAGAAUAUUGAUCUAUUUUUUUGCAGGUACUGUAGGCGCACUGGGCGCUCAUUCCUUUUGCCAUACUUUCAACUUAACACAACUUGUUAGCGCUGGAGAACCUAUAGAUUCUACAAUAAAGUGGGUUUUUGUUUUUUUGUGGGAAAAAAAAAACAUUUGGAAAAUUAGUAUGCUCUCCCAGUUUUUCUUGACCAUUCGAAUUUUUUUUUGGAAAGUUGAAAAACAAAUUUUCCGAGAAGGGAACCAUUUUCAAAUAAAAAAUAUCGGACUUAAAAUACGUUUCAAAAAAUGUGUAUUAUUUUCAAAUGGAAUGUUUAUACGUUUACAUAUCUUUCAUUGAUUUAUGUUGAAAAAUAAUUUCAAACUUUCGAAAAUCAAAAAUUUUCGCGCCAAAAUAUUAAGAUUACUGUUGAUUAACAGAUUUGUAGUUUGAAUGGAAUGCUUUUUAAAUAGCAUCUAUGUCAAGUAGCCGAGCCUAGGAAGUGCAAUUGUCGAGGAUCAGCGUCUAAAGAGCUUAGUUCUCAAGUAGCCGCCCCUUAAGAAUCUAAAUGUCUAGGACCCAAGUGUAGAAAUCCACUUUGGCAAGGAGUCAAGCUUAGAAAGCCUUGUUUACAAGUAGCCGCGUCUAGAGAUCGUAAAAUUCAAUGUGAGCAAUGCUUCAAAUCAUAUUUACUAUCAAAAAUCUAGAUAGUAAUUUAAAUAUUUUCAAUAAUUAGCAUAACAUGAGCAACGUCUAAUUCUUCUAGAAGUUCACAGAUCUCAAAAAUCCUCCGAACAUCCAAUUAUCUUGAAAAAGAGCACCUAGAACACUUUGCCCCGAAGGAAAAGUGCAAUUUAAUGCAAUUUAUAAAAAGUCUUCUCUUUUUGUCGAAAGUGACAUCAAACACAUGUUUCUUCUAUUAGAAAUAUGUAGAAAUCAAAAAUUAGAUAGAUGAAUGAAGUAUCAUUAAUUAUGAAAAGAUUAGGAGAAAAAGGGAAGGAAUUUUGAUAUUGAGAAAAAUGAAGAGGACAUCAUUAGGGAAACAACUACUUAUGUUAUGUUAGGAUGAGAUUGAUGAGUAGAGGGGGAAAGGAAAAAGAGUUCGUGGAAGUAUUUGGGGAAUCCGGAGAGAAAAGGGCUUUGGGGUCAGGCCUAUUAAAAAGACUAGGCUUAUCAAAAACCUAGGGCCUUUGAUUAGGCCAAAUUUAUAAUUCUGAAGAUCUAAAAUUAAAUUCCAAAUCUACAGUACCCCCCCCCCAUCCCGCCAUUUCCUACCGUACGAUUUUCCAGUGUGUGCUCUUGUCACGGACCUCUUUGCAAUGGUGCCACAAUCAAAUCCUCUGCUCUGCGUCUCCACAAUUCUCCUACAUUCUCUCAACUUCUCCUCAUUUUUACCGUGAUACUGAUUUUUAAUUGA
Molecule: messenger RNA, 2689 nt
Organism: Caenorhabditis angaria
Lineage: Eukaryota; Metazoa; Nematoda; Chromadorea; Rhabditida; Rhabditidae
Source: the annotation of a GenBank genome assembly